GGCGGGGCGGGGCCGCCGGGAGGAGGGGCCGCGGCCGGAGGCUGGGCCACGCGCGGCGCCGCGACCCCGGCCAGUCAAGAUGGCGCUGGCGGCGGGAAGGCGCGUCCCUGCGCGCGCCCUGCUCCGCGCGGGGGCCCGACUCGGACGCACGCAGGCGACGGCCGGCGGCGGGGACGGCGCGCGGCGCUUCGCGAACCACCGGGUGCUGGUGGAGCCGGACGCGGCCGCAGGGGUUGCUGUAAUGAAGCUGAGGAACCCUCCGGUGAACAGCCUCAGCCUGGAGCUUCUGACCGAGCUUGUCAUCGGCCUGGAGAAGCUGGAGAAUGACAAGACCUUCCGCGGCGUCAUCUUGACAUCGGACCGUCCUGGCGUCUUCUCGGCUGGCCUGGACCUGACGGAGAUGUGCGGGAGGAACCCGGCCCACUAUGCCGAGUACUGGAAGGCUGUGCAGGAGCUGUGGCUGCGGCUCUACCCGUCCAGCCUGGUGCUGGUCGCCGCCAUCAAUGGAGCCUCCCCUGCUGGAGGUUGCUUGAUGUCCCUCACCUGUGACUACCGCGUGCUGGCUGACAACCCCAAGUACGUCAUAGGACUGAAUGAGACCCUGCUGGGCAUCGUCGCCCCUUUCUGGUUCAGAGACAGUCUUGUGAACACCAUUGGGCACCGAGCCUCAGAGCGUGCCCUGCAGCUGGGGCUGCUCUUCUCGCCAGCAGAGGCCCUCCAGGUGGGCAUGGUGGACAAGGUGGUGCCCGAAGACCAGGUGCAGAGCACGGCACUCUCAGUGAUGAGCCGGUGGAUGGCCAUUCCAGACCACGCUCGGCAGCUGACCAAGAUCAUGAUGCGAAAGGCUACUGUGGACCACAUGAUCAAACAGCGCGAGGCUGACCUCCAGAACUUUGUCAACUUCAUCUCCAGAGACUCCAUCCAGAAGUCCCUGCAGGUGUAUUUAGAAAAACUCAAACAAAAGAAAGGCUAAGGCGAGACUGCCACUCAGCCACCUGUGCCCUGUGGGGACCACUGGUCCAGGGGAUUUUAAACAGCGUAUUUUUUAUCUUAGAAAUCCUCUCAGCUCUUGUUUUCCUCAUCUUGGAAAGUCCUGUUCCUGGUAGCCCUGCUACCACCCAUGGCCACAUUUCUGCCCGGUGGGCAGAUAGGAUCUGUACUUGAGAACUGAAUGUCAGGUAGGCUGCUCAGGGGAUUGAAAAAGGUCACACUGCAUAUCCCCUUUCCCAAAGGAAAACUGUGAAUAAAGUCCUCACAUUGUCCCGUU
Molecule: messenger RNA, 1267 nt
Organism: Sciurus carolinensis (gray squirrel)
Lineage: Eukaryota; Metazoa; Chordata; Mammalia; Rodentia; Sciuridae
Gene: Eci1
Product: enoyl-CoA delta isomerase 1
Exons: 7
Coding region: 80-973 (297 amino acids)
Biological process (GO): fatty acid beta-oxidation
Cellular component (GO): mitochondrion
Molecular function (GO): enoyl-CoA hydratase activity
Source: RefSeq, a predicted model, not a curated record